Messenger RNA from Peromyscus leucopus (white-footed mouse), 7718 nucleotides. Its product is annotated as zinc finger protein 431-like. Gene Ontology annotation, biological process: regulation of transcription by RNA polymerase II. NCBI's taxonomy places the organism in Eukaryota, Metazoa, Chordata, Mammalia, Rodentia, Cricetidae. The coding region runs from base 1604 to 3952 and encodes 782 amino acids. The transcript is spliced from 5 exons. Gene Ontology annotation, cellular component: nucleus. The record is from RefSeq and is a predicted model, not a curated record. Gene Ontology annotation, molecular function: DNA-binding transcription factor activity, RNA polymerase II-specific; RNA polymerase II cis-regulatory region sequence-specific DNA binding.
UGAGUUACAGGAAAGUCUCCAAUGCUACACAGAGAAACCCUGUCUCAAAAAAAAUUUUGAAAAAAGGAAGAAUGGAAUUUUCUACAGUGAUGUUAUAGCCUUGAGACAAACAGCACCCAGGGCUACUUAAAACGACAUCCCUAUGGUUUGCACAGAAAGAGCUGUGGCCUUCCACUGAGCCAGCCCUUUCAGAGGCAAAAUCAGCUUCAUUCUGAGGUUAAUAUAGUUCAUCAUAACCAUUCUUCUGAAAGCAGUGUAUACAGUGCUAUGAAGUGAUUUUCCUUGAUGUUUUCUGUAUUUAGUCCAUCCUUGAAUCCCUAUUAACAGAACCAACAGAAAUGGACUCAGCAGGUUUUAUUCAUAUAUUUGUACAUACAUAUUCUCACAUGCUUAACAAGGAAGAAAUUGGAAGUGAAAAAUUUGGGAAAAGACGGAGAGAACACAAGGAAGGGAGAGAUUGAUUAAAUACAUAUUAAUUAAAAUCUAUGAAAAUAAAUUUUAAAUAAAAAAGUGGCCUUGAGAGAUAGCUUAACAGUUAAAAGCAGCACCAUGUGUUUUUAAAUAGGACACAAGUUACAUUAAAGCUAACCAUCUCCGGUAACUCUCGUCUAGCCUUGCAAGUACUCAACACAGACUCCUGGAGACAAACAGCCAUAUACAUAAUAUAAAAUAAAGCUUAAAAAUGAAAUUACCUGCAAUGAUGUCACAGCCCUUAGACAGACAGUAGGCAGGGCUAGUUAAGAUGAAGAUGAUCUCUUUCCCAUCCUGCAUGCUUGUAACACAUUCUAUGAAAUAAACUUUCUACAUAGAAAGAUUUAUUCUACCAGUCCUGAUAAUGUUGAGAAUCUUGAAUAAUGCAAUUUUUUUCACCCCCUUAUGGAAGAAGAUGUCCUGGCUAACAAUGCUGCUCAUAAAUGCAUUCUUCCUAGCUCCAUUAUUCUCUAAAUAUUCAACUUUCCAUGAAGACUACACUUUACUAUUAUUUAAUUUGCCAACAAUAUGCUCUGAAUUUUAGGAGAUAAACUCCUUAAGCAAGGGAGUCAUCAUCUAGCCUUCUGAUGGGAGAAAGGCUUAUUAUCUUGUUUGUGAUCUAGUUACUGCUUCUCAUUGCUGGUUUUCUGAAGUCCCUGUGACAACUUGGUAAAAAAUACCUUCAGUUCACCUGGUGUUAGUGUUAAGACACACAACAAACACUCUCUUUGUGUGUCUUUAUAUAUCUCUUUAGUUGUUAAUAUUCUGUUGUGUCCAGCAGAAAGAAGGAAAAUUGCCUAUGGAGAUCGGAAGAGAAAGGGGUCUGCUUUGUAGCCAGGGGCAAGUGCUAUUGAUAUGCGCAUGUAUGUUGAUCUAGAAAAAGUCUUUGGGGAGGAAAGGAGGGACGGGAACCUUUGUGCUGUGUUUUUAAGCACUUUGUGACCCUAUGGGAGGUGCUCUUGUCACUCACGUCUCACUAUCCAAUCAGGUCCUCCAGGUGACCUGCCAGUCAAAAGUGGUGCAGGGUUCUUCCGGUGACCACUGGCUUCAGUCUUAUCUUUGAAGAGGAGCUGGCACCGUCUGCUUUUUGUGGUGUGCUGUGAGUGCUGCUGCAGGGAGCUGAGCAGAGAGCAUGGCUGAGCUGGGAAACCAUGACAUGAAUGCAGUGACCUAUGAUGAUGUGCAUGUUGACUUCACUUGGGAAGAAUGGACUUUGCUGGAUCCUUCCCAGAAGAAUCUCUACAAAGAUGUAAUGCUGGAGACCUACAAUAACCUCAUUAUUAUAGGAUACAGUUGGGAAGACCAUCAUGUUGAAGAACAUUAUCAAAGUUCUAGAAGACAUGUAAGGCAAGAAAGAAGCCAAACUGGAGAGAAACCUCUAUAUACUCUAUGUGGUAAAGCCUUUGCAUAUCAUAGUCAGCUUCAAAGCCAUGAAAGUACACAUAUUGAAGAGAAAUCCCUUGAAUGUAAUCAGUGUGGUAAAGCCUUUGGACAUCAUGAUGCCCUUCAAAUACAUAAAAGAACACAUACUGGAGAGAAACCCUAUGAAUGUAAUCAAUGUGUUAAAGCCUUUGCACAUCACAAUAAUCUUCAAAUACAUAAAAGAGCACAUACUGGAGAGAAGCCCUUUGAAUGUAAUAUGUGUAGUAAAGACUUUGCACAUAAUAGCAAUCUUAAAAUGCAUAAAAGAACACAUACUGGAGAGAAACCCUUUGAAUGUAAUCAAUGUGGGAAAUCCUUUGCUUAUCACAAUGCUCUUCAAUUUCAUAGAAGAACACAUACUGGUGAGAAACACUAUGAAUGUAAUCAAUGUGGUAAAAUGUUUGCAUUUCAAAGUAGCAUGCAAAAACAUAAAAGAAUACAUACUGGGGAGAAGCCUUUUAAAUGUAAUCAAUGUAGUAAAGUCUUUGCACAUCACAGUAAUCUUCAAGUACAUAAAAGAAUACACAGUGGAGAGAAACCCUUUGAAUGUAGUCAAUGUGAAAAAGCCUUUACACAACACAGUCAUCUUCAAGUACAUAAAAGAAUACACAGUGGAGAGAAACCCUUUGAGUGUAAUCAAUGUGAAAAAGCCUUUGCUCGUCGGAGUGUUCUUCAAGUGCAUAAAAGAAGACAUAUUGGAGAGAAACCCUAUGAAUGUAAUGAAUGUGGUAAAGCAUUUGCCUGUCAAGGUAAUCUGAAAAUGCAUAAAAGAAUACAUACUGGGGAGAAACCUUUUAAAUGUAAUCAAUGCAGUAAAGCCUUUGCAUAUCACAGUAAUCUUGAAGUACAUAAAAGAAUACACAGUGGAGAGAAACCCUUUGAAUGUAAUCAAUGUGAAAAAGCCUUUACACAACACAGUCAUCUUCAAGUACAUAAAAUAAUACACAGUGGAGAGAAACCCUUUGAGUGUAAUCAAUGUGAAAAAGCCUUUGCUCGUCGGAGUGAUCUUCAAGUGCAUAAAAGAAGACAUACUGGAGAGAAACCCUAUGAAUGUAAUGAAUGUGGUAAAGCAUUUGCCUGUCAAGGUAAUCUGAAAACGCAUAAAAGAAUACAUACUGGGGAGAAACCUUUGAAAUGUAAUCAAUGUAGUAAAGUCUUUGCAUAUCACAGUAAUCUUCAAGUACAUAAAAGAUUGCAUAGUGGAGAGAAACCCUUUGAAUGUAAUCAGUGUGGUAAAGCUUUUAUACAACACAGUGAUCUUCAAGUACAUAAAAGAAUACAUAGUGGAGAGAAACCCUUUGAAUGUAAUCAAUGUGAAAAAGCCUUUGCUCAUGUGAGUGCUCUUCAAGAGCAUAAAAGAAUACAUAGUGGAGAGAAACCCUUUGAAUGUAAUCAAUGUGAAAAAGCCUUUGCUCAUCGGAGUACUCUUCAAGCGCAUAAAAGAAGACAUAGUGGAGAGAAACCCUUUGAAUGUAAUCAAUGUGGAAAAACCUUUGCUCAACGGAGCGCUCUUCAAAUGCAUAAAAGAUUACAUAGUGGAGAGAAACCCUUUGAAUGUAAUCAGUGUAGUAAAGCCUUUACACAACACAGUCAUCUUCAAGUACAUAAAAGAAUACACAGUGGAGAGAAACCCUUUGAAUGUAAUCAAUGUGAAAAAGCCUUUGCUCGUCGAAGUGAUCUUCAAGUGCAUAAAAGAAGACAUACUGGGGAGAAACCUUUGAAAUGUAAUCAAUGUAGUAAAGUCUUUGCAUAUCACAGUAAUCUUCAAGUACAUAAAAGAUUUCAUAGUGGAGAGAAACCCUUUGAAUGUAAUCAAUGUGGUAAAGCUUUUAUACAACACAGUGAUCUUCAAGUACAUAAAAGAAUACACAGUGGAGAGAAACCCUUUGAAUGUAAUCAAUGUGAAAAAGCCUUUGCUCAUUGGAGUGCUCUUCAAGAGCAUAAAGGAAGACAUAGUGGAGAGAAACCCUUUGAAUGUAAUCAACGUGAAAAAGCCUUCGCUCAUCAGAGUGCUGUUCAAGUGCAUAAAAAGAAGACAUACUGGAGAGAAACCCUAUGAAUGAAAUCCAUGUGAUAAUGCGUAGUCACAACAUAGAGCAUCCCUAUAAUUGUAAAACUUUUAGUGUUUAACUGGUCUCUUAAAUUCUUUGAAUUUAACAGUAGAUUUGAGGAUCUGAAAAAACUCAUGCCAAAAGAAAUGUGAAUAUAAAUGAAUUGGUAUGAUGUUUAGCCAACACACUUACAUUCAAUGACACAAAAUUAUUAAUUUAAAAAAAAUCUGACAUGUGUCAAUAAUCUGUUCAAGUAUUAUAAUAUCUCACUUUAUUUUGUUUACACCUGCAAACUUAUAUGGACAAAAGGCCUAAUUUAAUUGAUAAUGUAACCCUUAUAGUUUCAUACCUCUCUUCUAUGAAUUAUGGUGUAAAAGUUUAUAGAUAUCUAUUAUUGCCUUUUCUAUUGCUUUGACAUAAGAUCAUAUCUAAAUGAACUUACAAAAGAGUUUAAUUUGGCCCCUGGUUCCAGAGCAAUACAUGAACACUUUGAAAGUUGUGUGGGAAGAAGUGGCAGAUAUGGUUGUUAAUGUAGGAAGCUAAUGAUUCACAUUUUUUUUGUUUGUUUUUCAAGACAGGGUUUCUCUGUGUAGCUUUGCACCUUUCCUGGAACUCACCAUGGAGACCAGGCUGGCCUCCAACUCACAAAGAUCUGCCUGCUUCUACCUCCUGAGUGCUGGGAUUAAAGGUGUGUGCUACCACUGCCUGGCAGGAUUCACAUUCUUUACCUGAAUCAUGAUGCUGAAAGUGUAAAAUGAAAAUGGUGUGCAGAUGUAAACUCUCACACCAACCCCCAGUUACAUAUUUCAUCCAGUAGGGCAGCCUUUCUUUUAUCUUCCCAAAUGAUAUCACAGACUAAAAAUGAUUGAAUUCUCUGACUUCAAGCCUACAUGCUUGCUUUCUGUUACAUAAACCAGUUAAUGAUGGAGAAAAACCUUGUAACUCUUUAGAUAUUUAACACACAUGUUACAGGAAUUAAAGUGGAAAAACAUUCAUGAGUGAAAAUUAGUUUCAAUAUUUGUUUUUAUUUUAAUUAUGAAUUGUCUGUAUAUUUUUGGGUGAGUAUGUGUAUGUGCAUUCUGGUUCCCUAGAAGGUUAGACCCUUGGAGCUUCUGGUAGCAGAAAUUACUGGAAGUCAUAUAAAACCAGACCUUGGUCCAGGGAAUUAACUUAUAUUUAAGGCUUGGCCAUGUCUCUGUCAAUAUUUUAAAGCUUUUUAUUUAUAUCAUCUUGAUAUCAGGAAAUAUCUACUAAAUACUCAUGUGAAGACCACAUUUUGAGUUUUUUUUAGCAUAAGAAGUAGAUAUCGAAGUAUACUGAAUGUGUGGCAAAUCCAAUUAGUGAAGUUUAUUUUGUGUUCCUUAUAUUUGUUCUCUGACUAUUGUUCAUCUUCUUUUGUUAUACUUUGUGAGGUAUUUAUCUGCUGCAAUGUAUAAAAUGGGUGCCCAUCAUCUAAGUGGUCCAUUUUUAUUUAACUCACAGGUAGUAUGUGAUCAUAAUUUUUAAGUAGUGUCUGUGAAAUGGGGUGGAUUUUUGUUCCUAGUUUUAUUUUUCAUAUUUUUUGACAAAUUCCCUUGAAAUGUCAGUAAUUAGUCAUGGAGACAUUUCAAUUCAUGACCCUGUGUGACAGUCUCCCGAGUACAUUUCUAAGUGUAGAUGAUGUAUUUCCAAUUAUUUUUGUUUUGUCAAAGCAUUUUAAUGUUAACCUUAAAAUACUUAAUAGAUAUUAAAAUGAUUAAAAAGUUCAUGUGUGUAUCGAAAGAAACAUUUCCAUCUAUCUUUAAGAAAUAUAAUAAUUUAGUCAGUAAUCAACUGUAUAUUUUACAAUAUAAUUUGAUAUACUAUGAAUACAUAUAUACAUACAUACAUAUACAUACAUAUAUAUACAUAUAUAAAAUUUGAAGUUUCACGCAUCUUCAUGUUGUCAUCUGUUAUCCAUUUGGCACUUCAUCUUCAAGUAUUGUCUUCUGAGGGAUUACCCAAUGAUGCCACAUAAUAUAAUAACAGUGAGAUUUACUUUAAAUUUAUUUUUCUGGUGUGUGUGUGUGUGUGUGUGUGUGUGUGUGUGUGUGUGAUGUGACUAUGAGUAUUUAGGCCAUGACAGAAAUGUGGAGAAUAGAAGACAGCUUUAUGAGGUCUACUUUUGUUCAUCCUCAUAUGGUAAUCAUGAUGAGGUCACAGCCUUGUACAACACAGACAUUCCUAACAGAGCUGUCUUAUUGAUGCUCACAUAAGAUUAGUUGAAAUAUUAAAUUAGUAAUAUAUUGCCUUUUUAGGUUGUAAACAUAUUUUCAUUGAAAUAUAAUGGAAAAUAGGAGAAAAUGAAUAAUAAAUCCUAUUAGCUAAUGAAAAUUAUAUUUUUGUCCUCUUUGUUUUUGUUUUUAUUACAUGUAGAAUGAGUUAGUUUAUUCUGAGGACCAAACAUUUGUUCAUAACACUUUCUCUGAACAACAAAUGAAUGUCAGAGAAUAGUUUCUGUGAGUAAUGAUGGUCGCUGCUAAUCCUUAUGUCUUGAGCUCAAUUUUCUAGGAAACCUGUAUCACUCCUACAAAUUUUUCUAUUUUUUCUAUACUUGUAAUGUAGCAUAUGCAUACUCUCACACCAGCACAUACAUAAAUAAUUUUAAAAUCCAAUCUAUUGACAUUGAGGUCACUGGCAACCAAAUGAUUCCCUGGCUUUCAUUUCUAGAACUUGUGUGGAAUAAAUAGAUAACAGACACAAAUAAGUUGUCCUUUCAUUGCCACAUACACAACAUGGCAAAAUGAUAUACACACAUAGUUUAAACAUUUUUAAAUUGAUAAAUUUUAAAAAUUGAAGAAAUUAACUCAAUUAUUGAUGACAUAUGAAAUGAUUUUCUAAUUUAAAUUAUUAUGGAAUUUCGAGAAGUUUUACUAUUCAUCAGAAAUAUUACUGGUUCCAAUUUAUAUGUUAUUUUUAUGUUUAUUUAUCUGAAUCAAAUAUAGGUCAUUUUCAAAACAAAUCUCAGUUGGGCUUAGAGCUGCAUUUCUUUAAUCCAGCAUUUGGGAGAUAGUAGCAUGCCACUCUCCUUUAGUUUGAACUCAGCUUGGUACACAUAGUGAGUUCCAGGACAGCUGGGGAUAUGUAGAAAUAUCAUGUCUACAAAAAAUUCCAAAAAUAAAAUAAUCUUAAAUCAUGGAAUUUAUUCUAAUAUAAUCUGACUGGUUUCAACCAACACUUUCGUUAUCUUUACUCAUGUUAAGGGAACUUUGCUAAUACUGAAAAUAUGACACAAUGAGUAGAGUCCAUUUACAGAAAUAUAGAAAGCCAUUAAAUUUAUUGAAAACCAUCUAGUCAGGACUUUCAUCACCUUCGAGUGACAGAAAACAGAAUGAGUAUUUUCAUUUUUGGCAUUUUAAUGACAUAUUUGGGAGCUGGAGAGUUUUUAUUCUUCUUCUUAGGUACCCAUGUCUGUUUCCUAGCUUCUAUAUCAGAUGGCUCAGAACUACUAGUAUUUCCAGGUCCAGGAGAUCUGUUGCCUUCUUCUGGCCUCCUAGAGCACCAUAUAUGCAAAUGGGGGAAAGACAGGUCUAAAAGUUUUUCUCUGUAAAUAUUCAUCACCAUAAGUAUCUGCACUUUAAGUCUCUUAACCCUAUUUAAAUUGUUCAAAGUAAACUUGUGUUCUGCUCCUAAAAGACUUAAGGAUGAUGUCAUAUAUGGAAUUCAAAAUCUGUCCUAGGCUGACUGCUCUUUUAGCCUUAGCCAGAGGUGGAUGCAGGCUGUUAAUAAAAAGAUCUUUGUUUAUUAAUCAUUGAA